Messenger RNA from Amorphotheca resinae ATCC 22711, 1683 nucleotides. RefSeq lists its product as hypothetical. The transcript is spliced from 3 exons. Gene Ontology annotation, cellular component: transcription export complex 2. The record is from RefSeq and is a predicted model, not a curated record. Gene Ontology annotation, molecular function: RNA binding; double-stranded DNA binding. Bases 1 to 1683 code for a protein of 560 amino acids. Gene Ontology annotation, biological process: poly(A)+ mRNA export from nucleus; transcription elongation by RNA polymerase II; post-transcriptional tethering of RNA polymerase II gene DNA at nuclear periphery. Lineage: Eukaryota; Fungi; Ascomycota; Leotiomycetes; Helotiales; Amorphothecaceae.
AUGGCUAUCGUCGACGAAUAUCUCAAAUCCAUUCUGGGGCUCCUUCGAGCAAAGAAUUCCACCGAACUGCAGUUCUACCUUCGAGUCGAACCGGACCCGCAACUACCCAAUAAUUUUCUUCAAUUGAGUCAGGAACUGAGGGCGUCAUACCGCGACAGCAAUGUCCUCGAGCAACACAUCACGAAUCUGCUUCCAGAGAAUGACGACGACAAGGCUGACGAAGGGGAUGUCUGGCCAGGCUUCCUAGCUUUCAUAAAAGAAUAUCUGGAAUAUUGGAGAGAUGUGAACUUUGAUGAUCUGCUGGAGACGCAUUCACAGCUGAGCGGGCUUGCCAAUGCUUGCAUUACCGCCUUAUCGAAUUCACAAUAUGGCAUUAUCAUCCUGCCAACCGCUAUUCAACUGUGCUUUAGCCUGGCAAAACUUGCCAUGUUGCUCGAUAAGAGACCAGACUUAACGAGUCGACUCCGCAAAGUUGCCAACGUCGAUCAAGGCGAGACUAGGAAAUCAUUGGUUGAGGGCACAGCAGAGUCCAUACAAAGAGCCUUUACCAUGUGUUUGACAGAGAGGAGCUCGAAUCGGAACGGAAUUGGGAAAGAUGGCAAGCCCGAGGGGAAGAAAGUGGGCAUAUAUUCGUUCGCAAACUUGGUCCUGAAGUUGCUCUUUCAGUGCCGGAAGACUCGACUAGCAAACCAACUCUUCACCAACAUAUCCCAGCACUCGCCCCCAUUAGCACUCUACCCCGCCAGUCAACGAGUUACAUAUCUCUACUACCUCGGCCGCUUUCUCUUCUCAAAUAACCACUUCUACCGAGCUCAACUAUGUCUCGAAUCCGCAUACAGCCAAUGCCACGCUAAAUGCACGAACCAAAGACGCCUCAUACUCAUCUACCUCAUUUCCGUAAAUAUGAUACUCGGUCGAUUCCCUUCCCCCCAAAUCAUGGCACGGCCCGAGGCAGCAGGCAUUCUCGAGAAAUUCGCUCCUAUCACCAAAGCUAUUCGGAAAGGAGAUCUCGUGGCCUUUAAACAUGCCUUAGGGCCCGAAUCCGGCAAUGAGCAGUGGUUCUUCAAGAAAGGUAUCCUCCUGCCAUUGCUACACAGAUGUGAAGUACUCGUAUGGCGUUCUCUCGCCCGUCGGGUCUUCCUGUUGACUUACCAAUUUCCAACCGAUCCUAAUUCCCGCAAAGCACCAACACUCGAUCUGGUAGACCUGGUCGCUGCGGCGCAAUACUGCCAAAAGGUCUUAGAAGGAUGGCAAAGACCGGUCGAUUCAAUGGCAUUAAUGCAAUCCGGAAGAACUCAUCCAAAUUCAUUAUUCAUGAAGACACCAGACCUUGUUCCUCCUUCUAACAGGAAGAGGCUUGUUGCUCACCAAGGCACGGUGUUUGGAAACAAGAUGCCGAAUUUAGUAGAGAUCGAGGCCAUUGUUGCAAGUUUGGUGCAGCAGGGCUUACUGCAUGGCUUCAUCAGUCACAACCAAGGGAAAUUCGCAAUCCUGGGCUCCAAGCAAAGAGGUGGACCUUUAAAUGCCGGCUUCCCGACAGUAUGGAGUGUCCUGAAAGAGAGAGCCGAGAGCGAUGGCCGAGACACCGAAGUCCCAGGUUGGGUCCAGGGGGAGCGCAAAGGAGGAAUGGGCGGAGUUGUCAAUCUGAGCGGCAUUGCGCGACCAGUGGGGAGUGGUGGUUGA